This is a messenger RNA of Chinchilla lanigera (long-tailed chinchilla), 2475 nucleotides long. RefSeq names its product ceroid-lipofuscinosis, neuronal 8 (gene Cln8). The record is from RefSeq and is a predicted model, not a curated record. Gene Ontology annotation, cellular component: membrane; endoplasmic reticulum. Lineage: Eukaryota; Metazoa; Chordata; Mammalia; Rodentia; Chinchillidae. Gene Ontology annotation, biological process: lipid homeostasis.
UCUGUCGCAGCGGAUCGGGCGCCGCGGCAGGGUGCCGGCGCUGUCGCCGCGCAUCUCCGCCCGCGUCCGCCCUCAAACUCGGGACGAUGGCGAGAGGCCCGCCGCCGAGCGAUGUCAGCAGCUCGCAGGUGCUCGAGACGGCCCCACAGGUUGAAGCUGGAUGCAUGAAGGUGCCAGAGACAGCCCUGCCGUUUCUUCACUGGGAAGAGACGCAGUGUGAGGGGUGGCAGCCCCUUGCUGGCCCCGGGACACUGUGGGACGAUGACUCCUGCCAGUGAUGGGGGCACCUCUGAGGGCAUUUUUGACCUGGACUAUGCAUCCUGGAAGAUUCGCGCGACGCUGGUGGUUGCAGGCUUUGUCUUCUACCUGGGUGUCUUUGUCGUCUGCCACCAGCUCUCGUCCUCUCUGAAUGCCACCUACCGCUCCCUGAUGGCCAGAGAGAAGGUCUUCUGGGACCUAGCAGCCACACGUGCUGUCUUUGGGGUCCAGAGUACGGCUGCAGGUCUGUGGGCGUUGCUAGGGGACCCUGUGCUUCAGGCUGACAAAGCACUGGGCCAGCAGAACUGGUGCUGGUUCCACAUCACCACAGCCACCGGGUUCUUCUUCUUUGAGAACGUGGCUGUCCACUUGUCCAGCCUGUUCUUCUGGACUUUCGACCUCUUCUUGGUUGUCCACCACUUCUUUGCCUUUUUGGGAUUUCUUGGUUCGACGGUGAACCUCAGAGCUGGCCACUACCUCGCCAUGACCACGCUGCUCCUGGAGAUGAGCACCCCGUUCACCUGCAUCUCCUGGAUGCUCCUGAAGGCCGGCUGGUCGGAGACGCUGCUUUGGAAGGCCAACCAGUGGCUGAUGAUCCACAUGUUCCACUGCCGCAUGGUCCUCACCUACCACAUAUGGUGGGUGUGCUUCUGGUCCUGGGACCGCCUGGUCAGCAGCCUGUACCUGCCUCAUUUCGCUCUGUUCCUUGUCGGGCUGGCCCUGCUCACGCUGCUCCUGAACCCAUACUGGACCCACAAGAAGACCCAGCAGCUGCUCACGCCGGUCGAUUGGAACUUUGCACAGCCGCAAACCAAGAACAACCGUGCAGGCAGGACCAGUGGCCAGGAGCUGCAGAAGAAGAGGCUGUAGUGGCCGUGGCCAGGCAGGCGGUGGCACCCACUGUCCAGGGCACACGGGUUCUGUAGAGCUCCAGGAAGAGUGACUGGGAGGUGGGGCGGGGCGUGUCUGGGUUCAGUUCUCAGUGCAGACUUUCUCUUCUUUAGUAUUAAUGCUGAACUAGCCACCAAGCGUCCCUAAGAUCUUGACCUGUACUGAGGCGGAGAUCUUUGUCACCGUGCUCCCCCGUCUGUCCCGGCUUGUUCCCGUGGGGCUGGCCGUGUGGGUGGCGGUGACGGUGGCAGGCUGCUAAGGAGGGUGAGGUGGUGGGAAUACUUGGAAGUGACUUCAUGUCCCACGUGCUGUGGCGGUGUGGUUGGGUCUGCUCCCACCCGUCCUCGUCACACACUCACACUGUGUCUCAUUGGAAAGUCACGUUUUUUAGUUGGAAGGAAUUGAUUUAAGAAAACAAUGUGAUUUGUUAGCCCUUGUUAAAAUCUCCCUAGUGUGGAAUCUUAACGCUAGGUUGCCACAGCGCCAUCUAGUGUCAGGUGGCAUAAAGCUGUCCUCAUGGGGUCCCACCCCGCGGCAGACUGCCCUGAGGUUCACCCCCACCCCGCACAAGGCGUCGGUUCAAAAUCUUGUAUAUUAGAAGACCUACUUUAUAAUGAGAAUGUCUUAAAUUGAAAUUUUAUUUCUUGUUGACAAAAUAAUGUGUCUAGCAGCCAGGCUUAGAUUUGUGUAGAUUCCAGAGCCAUUUUGGAUGAUGUUGGCAGAGGAGCCCCUGACCUCCUGGGGCUGUUUCUCUGUGAUUUCAGCGCUGAGUGGUGAGGAGUGUUUCCCUGCGAGCUCCGCUGGCCCUGGGCCCAGAGACCCUCAGUGCCGAGUCCUAAACAGACCCAGCAGCACCCAGCAACAGCUGCCUGAGGAGGGUCCCAUGCACACUGCUCCCCUGUGCGGGCCCCCGCCGGACUAACACACUAACCAGGCGGAGCCGUGGGCAGACGAAAUGCCACUUACCGCAAGUGUACAUUAAUGUCCAGACCUUCCUUUCAUCAAAAGCACCUUUGAAGAAGUGUUUGCAGGAAACACGUUUAUUGCCUCUGAAAAUCACGUGUCAUGUGGCUGCUUAUGUUCUGUGGGGCUCUCCAAAUGGCACAUUUGAAGACCAAUGCUUGUGUUCACUUUACUGACUGUGUGGAGUUCAAGACAUGUAAUUCCUGUUUGUCUCGAGCAAAGAAGGUGUUUAAGCUGUUCCUGCUGGGAUUGUUAGCCCCGGGCGUCCGCUGGCUGCCCUGCCGUGCCUUUUCCUUGGGAGCCCGCGGUAGCUGAAGCCUUUCGACUGCCCGGCUGUUUAAUAAAGUGGCGAUGUUUACCGAA